This is a messenger RNA of Etheostoma cragini (Arkansas darter), 1705 nucleotides long. RefSeq names its product solute carrier family 25 member 46 (gene slc25a46). Gene Ontology annotation, cellular component: mitochondrial outer membrane. Gene Ontology annotation, biological process: mitochondrial membrane fission; axon development; mitochondrial fission. The coding region runs from base 25 to 1245 and encodes 406 amino acids. The transcript is spliced from 5 exons. Lineage: Eukaryota; Metazoa; Chordata; Actinopteri; Perciformes; Percidae. The record is from RefSeq and is a predicted model, not a curated record.
CCCCCCCCCCCAACCGACCCUGCGAUGGCCUCCCGGCGGCCGGACAGCUUCGACGGGCUCGGGUACCGCGGCCGCGACGACCCGCUGUACGGAGCCUCCUACCCGGUCAGGAGCGCUGGAGGCCCCGCGGAGCUGCAGCACCACCACUGGGUCACCAGCCCGCCGGACAUCCCGGGCAGCCGAAACCUGCACCACACGGACCGGACCCCGCAGCUGGAGGAGCCGCUGGGGAUCCCCGGAGGUCCUUCGGCCGCCUGGGAGGCUCCGCAGCCCGGGGGACCGCCCGCUGGUAGGUGGGAGGGGAGGGACGGAGAUGGGAGACGGGAGACAGGAGAGCUGCAGUGCACCCUGGGAACUUCCCAGCAGCACCUUGUUCAGGUAGGUGCUGGGAUGCAUCAUGGCCGACACGGAGAAGGAGGCGGAGUCAAACUGCAGCCGCAGUCUCUCUGUCUCUCUGUCUGUCUGUCUGUCUGUCUCUCUGUCUGUCUGUCUGUCUGUCUGUCUCUCUGUCUGUCUGUCUGUCUCUCUGUCUGUCUGUCUGUCUCUCUGUCUGUCUGUCUGUCUGUCUGUCUCUCUGUCUCUCUGUCUGUCUGCAGGUUAACAGCUGUAGUAGCUCUCCCUUUCUACUGUGCCAGCCUCAUUGAGACCGUCCAGAGUGACAUCGUGCGUGACGAGGCGUCCUCGGGGCUGCUGGACUGCGUGCGUGAGGGUCUGACCCGGGUCCUGGGGGUGGGCGCCCCCCACAGCCGCCGGCUGCUGCCCCUCGCCGCCCUGCUGGUCCCGGCGGCGCUGCACGCCGUCCUGCGCUACGCCAUCGCAUCCUGCGUGCAGCGGGCGGCGCUGUGGCUGCACCAGCGCCGCCGCCCCCCCCCACCCGGCCCCCCCGACCCGCUGGACGCCUACUUCCCCGAGCUGGCGGCGGCGUGGGCGGGCGCGCUGGUGGCGGACGUGGUGCUGUUCCCCCUGGAGACGGCGCUGCACCGCCUCGCCCUGCAGGGCACGCGCACCAUCAUCGACGCCACGGACGGGGCGGCGGGCGCGGCGGGCCGCCCGCUGGUGCUGCCCGUCAACACGCAGUACGACGGCCUGUCCGACUGCCUGCACGCCAUCCGGCGCCGGGAGGGCGCCGCCGGCUUCUACCGCGGCUUCGGGGCGCUGGCGGCGCAGUACGCGCUGCACGGAGCGCUGCUCGCCGCCGCCAGGACGCUGCUCCGCCCGCUGCUGCUGGACGCACGCGCCCGCUAGGGGGGGGGGGGGGCAACCUGAUGUCAUCAUAUUCUCAAUUGUCAACAAUCAAUUAUUUUUGUCACCACGGCAACAACACAUCAAUAACAAAGAGAACAGUUGUUAUGACAAAUAAAAGCACUUCCUGUCUUGUUAGAAAAUCUUAUUUAUUUCAGGAAUACACAUGUAAAUAUGGAGGGGCGGGGCUUAUUAUGUAUUAUACAGAGGGGCGGGGCUUAUUCUGCAUCCAGACACCAGGGGGGGAUCCAGAUGUUGAUCCAGAUGUUCUGGCUUCACUUAGACGAUCUGCAGGAACCGCUGAGUCAUGACUCUGUUCAGCGUAGCUUAGCAUAAAGACUGGAUGCAGGGGAACUGUUAGCGUAGCUUAGCACAAAGACUGGACGCAGGGGGGAACUGUUAGCGUAGCUUAGCAUACAGACUGGACGCAGGGGGGAACUGUUAGCGUAGCUUAGCAUAAAGA